Messenger RNA from Neohortaea acidophila, 1734 nucleotides. RefSeq names its product carboxylesterase. NCBI's taxonomy places the organism in Eukaryota, Fungi, Ascomycota, Dothideomycetes, Mycosphaerellales, Teratosphaeriaceae. Bases 1 to 1734 code for a protein of 577 amino acids. Gene Ontology annotation, molecular function: carboxylic ester hydrolase activity. The transcript has a single exon. The record is from RefSeq and is a predicted model, not a curated record.
AUGUUGCUCAGCCGCUUCUCCUUCCUUUUCCUUCUGUCUCUUACUCCUCUAGCAAACUCGGCCAGCAUAAAACGAUGGCGAGAGAGCGAGACGAGCCAUGCCACAGUCGUCCUACAAAACAACAUCACCGUCCACGGCGCCUCGGCCAACGGCACAGAGUCAUUCCUCGACAUCAGGUUCGGACAUGACACGAGUGGAGCGAACCGCUUCAAAGCCCCUCAAGCCUUCCAAUACCCUCCCAAUGCGAUUGUCAACGCCAGUGCUCCCGGCGCCGCAUGUCCCCAGCAAAAAGUGCCCAUCCCCGGCCUGCCCCUCUUCGAUAACGUCACGAACAUCUCCGAAGACUGUUUGACGGUGAGAGUGGAUCGGCCAGCAGGUGUUUCGUCAGGUGCAAAGUUGCCGGUCAUGGUCUUCAUCUACGGCGGCGGCGACACGGUCGGCCAGAUCUACGAUGGCGCCUACGAUCCCUCUGGCUUGAUCCUUGGUGCUGCGCAAAAGGGGUUUCCCAUUAUUUACGCGGCCAUGAACUACCGAGUGGGCGUCUUCGGUUUCGCCGCCUCGGAUGCUUUGAGAAAGGAAGGUUCGCUGAACGCUGGUCUUCUCGAUCAACGCCUUGGAUUAAAGUGGAUCCAAGAGAACAUCGCUGCCUUUGGCGGAGAUCCAGACCAGGUGACCGUCUUUGGCGAGAGUGACGGCGCGACGGGCGUCGGUCUCCAAAUCACCGCCUACGGCGGUCAGGGGCCGAAACCCCCUUUCCGAAGAGCCAUCAUGGAAUCCGGCGGUCCUACUGCCGACGCGGGCACGGCCAGCAAUUUCUCGGCUGUCCAUACCGCCGCUCUCGCAGAUCUGCUCAACUGCUCGUCGGCCAACAGCGUACCAGAUCUGGCUUGCUUGCGGAAGGUUCCUUUGACCAAGCUCGUCAACAUUGCCUACCAAUACGAGGUGAAGACGGAGCCCCCGUCGGGCCUGGAUGUUUUCAUUCCCACUGCCCCAUCGACUUUCAUACCGGACAGCCCAUCGAGGCUUCUGUAUCAGGGGAGAUUCAGCAAAGACAUCGAUAUCAUCUCAGGGUGGAACGAGGACGAUGGCUCUUUCUUCGUGUCUCCCACGAUCGACUCCGAGGCCAAGCUUCUGGAAUUUUUCGCCUUCUCCUUUCCGAAUCUCAGCAAUGCCACCACAAAAGAGGUGCUGAAUUUGUACCCUGUCUCGCAGUUCGAAUCGAGCGCCACCAAGAACGUCUCGGCGCAAUACUUCCGAGCGAGUCGGAUCAUGCGCGAUGCGUAUUACGCGUGCCCGAGUGUGUUGAUGGUCCAAUCCAAUGGCAAGUACUCGAACGCAUCGACAGCGAACUACCUGUACGUCUUGAACCAGACGAUGUUUACUAGCGUGUUCGAGGAAGCCGGCGACGCGUAUCUGGGCGUGUCGCAUUUCAGCGAUAUCCCUUUUGUGUUCAACCAGGCCAGCACGCGCUACGCUCAAGUAUCCACGUCUUCCGACGUCAAGUUGUCCAGCUUAGUGAGUGGCAGCUGGGCGGCAUUUGCUGCUUUUGGAAUCCCAUCUGGUAGGAAUGGGACAUUGACGACGUGGCCGAGGGCUGGGAACAGCAGUGGCUUGGAAAUUGAGAUUAUCGGGGGACCAGAUGCCGGCGUGCAGAGCAGCAAAGAGUACGAAGAGCUGCAGGAGCGAUGCACCUUCUGGAACUCGCCCGUUGUGACUCAGCAGCUGCAGGUGUAG